GAGAGAGAAAGAGCGUAGAUAGAGAGAGAAAUCCAGUCCAUGGUUGGAGAGAGAAAAUGAGAGUAUUUAAUGAGGAGAAAUGAAGGAGAUUGUCUUUUGGAAUUUAUUUGUGAUACGAAAUGCCCUCUUUCUCUGCGCUGAUACAAAACGGAAGAAGCAGUGAAAUCAGCAGUGGCAGGAGAGGAAGAAGAGAGAAAGCUGGGGUUUCGAAACCCUAAUUUAGGAGCAGUUUUAGAGCGCUAUUCUCCUUGGGCUGGGCUUUUCACAGAGAGAGAGAGAGAGAGAGAAAGAGUCGGUGAUUUGGGAUCAGGUUUUCUUUUUCUGGUUUUUAGGUUGACUGAAGAGGCGGUUAUUGUGAGAAAAGCCUUGUUUCUCAGUAGAUCAUUUCAGUCUAUAUUUUCGAUUGAUGUGUAAUGGGUUUUCCCUCUCUAGGGUUUUUGGUUGGUAUGUGAUUUGAUCAGUAAUAAAAGUUAUUCAGAGAGAGAAAUUCAAAGACUUGUUUGAGUUGACGAGUGUAUAUAGAAAUGGUGGAUUGUGGCUUUUAAAUCUGCAAAAAACAAGUUGAGAGCUUAGAGAGAGAAAGCGGUUUUUAUCCGGUGUCUCUUUGUAGGUUCAUCGCAUUUGCGUGUCAAAGUAGCAGAGAAAAGAAAAGAAAAGAAAAAGGUAAAGCGGGAAGGACAGACACGCUGACUACCUCUCUCCCUCUCUAAAAAAUUCCCGCUAGACCUGUCACUUCUUCCUUGCUCAUCAGAAGGAACUUAUCUCUCUCACACACUUUGAACGACCUCCUUCUUUCAGUAAAUUUAGACUGAGCUCUCUCUCUCUCUUACUGGAGCGACCUCUUUUUCUCUCUUUCCACUGUUAAAUCUACACCUCUCUCACUAGAACGAGCUCCUUUCUCUCUCUAAAAAAUCUACAUCUCCUCUCUCUACACUGCAUCUUCCCCAGGAUCCCAUCCAACGGUCUCUGAUCUUCUCUGGCCCAAUCCAGCGGCUCGGAUAACCCCUCUUAUGCAUCAUCAACCCUGCGAAACAGAAAUGCAAGGUGUGAACUCCAUGACAACUUGCUUAACCUCUCUGCAAGACCUUCAACAACAGCAACACACCACUCUGCAUCAAAAUCAAAGCCAAAACCAAAACCAACAAAUAACCCAACAAAUUCAACCCCAUUUUGAUCAACACCAUGACGAUCUCUUUGACCAAAUGCUCUCUACUCUCCCUUCUUCUUGGGCCGAACUUUCAAAAUCCCCAUGGCCUGAGCUCAAUCCACAAACCCUUCAAAAUUCAAAGCUUUUCUCCAUCUCCCUAAACUCGAAUUCAGGUACCAAGACUGAAAAUUCAUCCGAAAACAUUUCACCAUACUAUGAUGAAUCGUCCUUAUUGGCUUCGAGGCUGAGGCAACACCAAAUCUCAAGCCAAAGUUCGCCUGGUUUGAAGCUGAAUAACGCAGGGAUUGGAGCGGCACAGUUGAUUUCGCCCAGAGGGGUGGCUAGGUCACCUGGUUCAUCUAGUUGUUUGAGCGAUGGGGGUAUGAUGCCUCCCCUUCCAUUGAGUUUAGGCCAAGGGGGUCAAGAUUCAAAUGAGGAAACGCAGAUUAUGGUUGAUCGAGCGAGAGACGAGGUUGAAGCUUCUUUCAAGGCCGGCAAUGGGGUCGGUGAUGGACUGGUUCCAGGUCUCUACAAUGGCUUCUCCGCAGCAUCUCAGCCUCGAGCUUCUCAACCCAAUAACCAGCAUUUCUAUUCUCAGGGUCAGCUCCCUUCUCAAACCUUUGGAGGUGGAAAUCCAGCAAUGAAUCAUGCACCACCUGGUUCGGGACCAACGGGGAACGCUGCUCCUGCGAGGCCUAGGGUUAGGGCUCGCCGUGGCCAAGCCACCGAUCCACAUAGCAUUGCUGAAAGAUUGCGCAGGGAGAGAAUCGCAGAGAGAAUGAAAGCACUGCAAGAACUGGUACCUAACGCUAAUAAGACUGACAAAGCUUCCAUGCUUGACGAAAUCAUUGAGUAUGUGAAAUUCCUCCAGCUCCAAGUCAAGGUUCUGAGUAUGAGCAGAUUAGGUGGUGCAGCUGCUGUUGCCCCACUCGUUGCUGAUAUUUCCUCAGAGGGAGGAGGAGACUGCAUCCAGGCUAAUGGAAUUGGACGGAAUGCAAGCGGGGGUCAAACGCCGACGCAGGACAGCCUAACGGUAACGGAACACCAGGUUGCAAAGCUAAUGGAAGAGGACAUGGGUUCCGCUAUGCAAUAUUUACAAGGGAAGGGCCUAUGCCUCAUGCCUAUUUCGCUUGCAUCGGCUAUCUCAUCCGCCACGUGUCACACGAGGAAUCCAUCAUCGGUGCUGAUGGGCCCAACCAACGCCGACGUGCCCUCAUCCCCGAGCAUGUCGGUGCUGACCGUGCAGUCCGCGAUGGCCAACGGAACCGAUGUCGGCGCCGUCAAGGACGCGGCCUCCGUUUCGAAACCGUGAGGGAGAGAGAAAGAGAGGGCCCGAGCCGAAGGAGGGGUCCUCGAACUAACGGCGUCAAGUCUACGGGAAUAGGGCCGUCUCAGCGUGUAUUUUGACGCCGUAUUUACAUAGACUUGGCGUGAGUUAACAAUCCGUUUCUUUAAAUGCUUUAUGAGUAGGCUCCUUUUUUAAAUUUUUUUCUCUCUCUAGCUUUUUUCUGUAGUCUUUUUAAUUUGUUGGGGAGUUUGUUUGUCGUCUUUUGGGCUUUCACGAAAUAAAAUAUAUAUUUGUGUAAUGUAAAAAAAAAGUAAGGAAGGGAACGUUAUUUGGGUGGGGGGCUGUUUCAUUAUUUAGCAUGCGAAGAGAGAGAAAUGGGAAGAGAGAAUUUCAAAGGUGGGGCCCAGGGAAUAAUGAUGCACAAAAAUAGGCGUUAUUGUUUAAAAUGAGUAGUUUUUUUUUAUGGUUA
Amborella trichopoda is the source of this 2904-nucleotide messenger RNA. Its product is annotated as bHLH transcription factor RHL1. The record is from RefSeq and is a predicted model, not a curated record. Gene Ontology annotation, molecular function: DNA-binding transcription factor activity, RNA polymerase II-specific; protein dimerization activity; RNA polymerase II cis-regulatory region sequence-specific DNA binding. Gene Ontology annotation, cellular component: nucleus. Gene Ontology annotation, biological process: regulation of transcription by RNA polymerase II. NCBI's taxonomy places the organism in Eukaryota, Viridiplantae, Streptophyta, Magnoliopsida, Amborellales, Amborellaceae.